Messenger RNA from Amphibalanus amphitrite, 2036 nucleotides. RefSeq names its product lipopolysaccharide-induced tumor necrosis factor-alpha factor homolog. NCBI's taxonomy places the organism in Eukaryota, Metazoa, Arthropoda, Thecostraca, Balanomorpha, Balanidae. Bases 221 to 802 code for a protein of 193 amino acids. The record is from RefSeq and is a predicted model, not a curated record. Gene Ontology annotation, molecular function: zinc ion binding. The transcript is spliced from 5 exons.
GACGUAAAUAUGCUGCGCGGCUUGCGACUUUUGGUGAAGCUCGUCAAAUGCUUUCAUUUGGUGGCUCCUAUUUUCAGCCCAAAUUGUUUUGCUUUAGCUGUUCCUUGAAACUCGUGUCGUACAUAGAUGUUGUUAUUUUUCUCUACACGUUGUCCCCCUGUCCCGCUGAGUUGGACGCAAGAGGAAGGAGUUUUAUCUCCAGUAACCCAGAGAAAUCACCAUGAGUAAGCCAUCGGCGCCUUCCCACGACUACCAACAGCCGAAUCAGGGUCCUCCCAGCUAUAACCAAGCCAUCAGCGAGGGCGCCUCCCCACACCUUCCGCCAGGCCCGGCCAACUACAAGCCGCCGGAGCAGCAGCCGAGUUCGUACGGCGGUUACGGGCCUCCUCCGGGCGCCGCCGGCUACCCCCAGUACGGACAGCAGCCGUACGGUCAGUACGGGCCGCAGCAGCAACAGCAGCAGUAUGGCCAGUACGGGCCGCACCAGCAGCAGCAGCAGUACGGGCAGUACGGGCCGCCGCCAGGCGGAGUGCCGAUGGCGGUGCCGACGGCCACGGUGAUUCAGACGGUGCCGUACACGGGACCGAAUCCGACGCACAUGAUGUGCCCCCACUGCCACGCCGAGAUCGACACCAGCGUGCGCUCCUCUCCGAGCACAACGGCCUGGGUGUCCGGACUGCUCAUCGCUCUGUUCGGCUGCUGGAUGGGCUGCUGCCUGAUUCCAUGCUGCAUGGACGAGUGCAUGGACAAGGAGCACUACUGUCCCAACUGCAAGGCUUUCCUCGGACGGUAUCGCCGGUAGAGGCCGCAUCGCGGAUCAAAAACAACACAACAGUCCGCGCAGGCCUGCCAUCUGGCGGAGUUAACCGGAGGUGCAGCUUCGUCCUUUCGCCGCUAUUGGCGCUGCUGUCGGCAUGACGGCGGGUGUUAGGCCCAGACUGAUGGUGCUUUGUGCUGAAUUUUGGUUUUAGCAAGUGAUUUAAUUUACUGGUUUGCUUUGGGUGUAUAACAUCUGGUUUGACUCUAUAAAUGUCCACUGGGUUUUGUUUGUAUCUGAAGAUCUAUCCAUCGUUUAGUGGAGAAAUUCAAUAUUUCUUUGCGACUGGCUCUUUCUGUGCGUGAUACUGAUCGGAAGAUUACUGAAAGGAUGCAUCGGAGAGCGUUUUCGUGUGUGAAUGCGAGAAGUCUUUGCGUGGUAGCCAAGAGCUGUUUGCAUCUGUUCCGUGCUGUCGGUUUGAGCUCGCUGACAGAAAGUUGUACAUUGUUUUGUUGGGCUGUAUAAUACCUUGUAACCGUUAGACUAUCGUUGUCGUAUCGUGCAAGCAUGACGUCCACGCCUAGCUCUUGCGUACAGUGAAGGCACUGAGCUUACCACGAGAGAGAAUCGUUAUCAUUUUUGCUGCUGUAGUGCGCUAUUUGUAUGAGGCUGGUAGUUUUCGCUUUAUUUUUUGCCCGCCGAUUUGCUAUGCCGUUUUCUCGUGCCUUUAUUGGUAGAAUGAUGUCCGCUACCGUAGCGAAACAUGUCCAUGCGAUACAAUGAGGAUGAGUUCUUGGAAACCAUCUGUAUCCGAGCUAGCUGGGCACUGGGUGGGUGACCGCAUUUAUAAGACCGCCUGUAUUUCACGUAGCUUGCUUGAACUUCGAAACAGCAAACUUGUCACAAUGGGCACCCAGUGAACAGUCUAUGUCGUCCUGCGAUUUAUUGUGGUGCGUCGGAUGGUCAGUUUCCUAUCCAACCAUCUACUCUUUGUAUCUUUGUGACACGGCCUCUGGGGGCGUGGGGCUGUAGCCAGGUGUGUGCCACGAGGUGUGCCUGUCCCCUGUGAAUCGAUCAGCGCCGUAGGUAUAUAGGAGAGCGCUGUGCUGCGACCGACGUGCCCUGCCUGCAAUGUGUUUACGCUCGUUAGCUGUCCUGUGCGGGCGGUGGGCACGAUCUUUGUGGUGCUACCGUGCCGUGGCGCUGAUCUGUGCUGGGCAGCAUGGCUGUAUCGAAAGAUACAAUAAUUUCUGGUAAUACAUGUACACGUAUUCGUAAA